UAAGGGUGCAGGCAGCUAGCUAGCUAACCAUGGCCGCCUCUGCCUCUUGCAUUUCUCUGGUCGUGCUCGUGGCCCUGGCCACGGCGGCGUCGGCGCAGCUGUCCCCGACGUUCUACAGCGUGUCGUGCCCCGGGGCGCUGGCCGCCAUCAAGAGCGCCGUCACGGCCGCCGUGAGCAGCGACCCCCGCAUGGGCGCGUCGCUGCUCCGGCUGCACUUCCACGACUGCUUCGUCCAGGGCUGCGACGCCUCUGUUCUGCUGUCUGGCAACGAGCAGAACGCGGGCCCGAACGCGGGGUCGCUGAGGGGCUUCGGCGUCAUUGACGGCAUCAAGGCCCAGGUCGAGGCCGUGUGCAAGCAGACCGUCUCCUGCGCCGACAUCCUCGCCGUCGCCGCCCGCGACUCCGUCGUCGCCCUCGGAGGGCCGUCAUGGACAGUUCCUCUGGGGAGAAGGGACUCCACAGGUGCAAACGCGGGGCUGGCAAACAGCGACCUCCCGGGGCCGGGCUCCAGCCGGGCACAGCUCGAGGCCGCGUUCCUCAAGAAGGGCCUGGACACGGUCGACAUGGUGGCCCUCUCCGGCGCGCACACCAUCGGCCAGGCGCAGUGCAGCUCCUUCCGCUCUCGGAUCUACGGCGGCGACACCAACAUCAACGCCGCCUACGCCGCGUCGCUCCGGGCCAACUGCCCCCAGUCCGGCGGCAACGGCAACCUGGCGCCGCUGGACACGACGACGCCCAACGUGUUCGACAACGCAUACUACACGGACCUCCUGUCCCAGAAGGGGCUCAUGCACUCGGACCAGGUGCUGUUCAACGGCGACACCACCGACAACACGGUCCGGAACUUCGCGUCCAACCCGGCGGCGUUCAGCAACGCCUUCACGACGGCCAUGAUCAAGAUGGGCAACAUCGCGCCGCUCACCGGGGCGCAGGGCCAGAUCAGGCUCAGCUGCUCCAAGGUUAACUCGUGAUUGACGUACAUGUCGAUAGGCAGCUCGCCAUCACGACACGUCGUCAAUGAAUAAGUCCCCAGAAGCAGUAGCCAAGACCAAUUAUAGCACUUAGCAACCCGGUCAGGGCGACUACUCGGUGCAUGCCGUGCUGCUUGAAGACCUCAAGUUUCAAACGCGCACCUGGUUUUCGAAGCCUGAGGUUCAGGCAUGCAGGAGAGAUGCAAACAGCGCCGCCCAUGCACUACCUAAACUAGGGACUAGGCCUGCAACGUAAUGGUGCCCAUGCUUUAAUGUAACGUGGGAGUAUGACUAUACUGUCCAGCAGUUGUUGCUGAUCAUGCAAGGUGACAUGCCCACGUCUUAAGACUAGUCAUAAUGGAGAGUAACUUAGAGUAGUAACAUGCAUAUGUUACUAGUCUAUGUUACUACCUCCACAGUGGGUAGUAACAUAUGUGUUGUGUCAUGCAUCACUUCAUUUA
Molecule: messenger RNA, 1432 nt
Organism: Aegilops tauschii subsp. strangulata
Lineage: Eukaryota; Viridiplantae; Streptophyta; Magnoliopsida; Poales; Poaceae
Product: peroxidase-like
Biological process (GO): hydrogen peroxide catabolic process; response to oxidative stress
Molecular function (GO): heme binding; peroxidase activity
Source: RefSeq, a predicted model, not a curated record